CGCCUAAAAGUGCCACUUCCAUGAGCAAAUCAGGAUCACUUAUCAGUUUAUCACUCGGACGCUCGACAGCCGACAGACUCGACUUCACGUAAACAUAAUAAUUAGAGUAUAAUAAAUCGCCAUAUCUACCGAAGGUUAAGGAACCUAUUCCUGUGACGUCUGAAAUGAGAGGAUUUAAUAGUCCUUUGGGUUCACAUUGUGAUCAUUAUUUGGAAUAUGAUUGGUAUGUACUCCUUCGACAAAUCUUCCGAUGAUGUCUUUAAAAUCAUAGAAGAUACUAAGUGUGUCAGCUUCCUAGGUCCAGGUGAAAAUCACGUGUACACCUUUAACUCAAUGCGUGAAUUCAUUCAUAAUUAUGAGGAUAAUUAUUUGCAUGAAGCAUUUGAUAAAUUUAAAAAAACUCACAAAAAUGACUUGGAUUAUGUGUACGCAAAGAUUUAUUUAGACAAAAUAUUAGAUUUAUCCAUUUUACAAAUCGUACCAAUUUAUCAGUUAGGUGUUAAUCAUUUAGUGGAUCGUAGCGAUAGCCUUAAAUUAAAGGCUCUACAUGGCAAGCAAUACACUCCAGGCUACAAUAGUGGAGCACCAUUCCCACAUGACAUCGAAAACGAAAUCGCAGAUGCUCGCGAAGUUUAGAUUGAAGGCUGUAUGGUGCUGUAACGCCAGUCAAAGAUUAGUCUGUUUGCAGUUCUUGUUGAAGUUUUGGUAUCACUGGUGUGGUAAAAGGUAGAAGAAAUAUAUCUGGCGGGAGCCGCUACUGCGUCUCCUGAUAAGCUAUAUUAAAUUAGUACGUCUAUCUCAACAGAUAACCAGUUCGUGAAAUAAAAAAAUUUACUUUUUUCUAUUUGAUCAA
Messenger RNA from Wasmannia auropunctata (little fire ant), 853 nucleotides. RefSeq lists its product as uncharacterized. Bases 217 to 636 code for a protein of 139 amino acids. The transcript has 5 exons. The record is from RefSeq and is a predicted model, not a curated record. NCBI's taxonomy places the organism in Eukaryota, Metazoa, Arthropoda, Insecta, Hymenoptera, Formicidae.